Messenger RNA from Telopea speciosissima, 2027 nucleotides. Its product is annotated as fructokinase-like 2, chloroplastic. Lineage: Eukaryota; Viridiplantae; Streptophyta; Magnoliopsida; Proteales; Proteaceae. The record is from RefSeq and is a predicted model, not a curated record. Gene Ontology annotation, cellular component: chloroplast nucleoid. Gene Ontology annotation, biological process: chloroplast organization; plastid transcription; etioplast organization. The transcript has 6 exons. Bases 131 to 1855 code for a protein of 574 amino acids.
UUAUUUUGAGCUCAACGAGCUCUCAUUCCUCUUCUCCAGCUUAAUUGACAGUAAAACUUUGUUAAUGGCUAUGUCCCUAUGAAGGGCGUAUAUCGUUGGAACUGCAAAUUGAGCUCUUCAAACACCUUUGAUGGCGUCUCUUGCUUUCACACACUCAGUUCCAUUAACCAGAUGGUUCUUGAAUUGGCCUAUUCCCACCCCACCAAUCUCCAUUCAGCUUCAGGGUUUUAGAUUGCAGAAGUUGGCUCUUACAGCUGGUGCAUCUAAGAAAAAUUCUGCACAACCCACAGUCGAAGAGGCACUGAAUGAAGAAGGAACUACCAUUAAAAAAGCUUCAAGGACUUCUAAACGAGCUCCUAAACAAAGCAAAAAGAAGGCAGAGCCUGAGACUUCAGAUGAGAUUUCCAUUGUGGAUAAUGAUGUUUCACAAGAAGAAAGCUCUAAUCCAUUUGCUUCAAAUGGAGCUUCAACAAAAACCCCAAGAAAAGGCCAAAAGAAAGCUGUCAGUGUAUCUACUAGCUCAGAGGAGGAGAACAUUGGUAAGAAGGUGAUCAGACGAAGGAAGACUAGAAAGAAGAUUGAUGCUAUAGAGAACCAAGGCAUAGAAGCAGAAAACAGUGAUCAUCAGAGACAUACUUCCGUUAAAAACUUUGAGGACGAAAAAGAGGAAGACCUAGAAUUUGACAUAGAUGCAGGGGAAGAUAUUAGCUUUACCUAUGGCUGGCCCCCUCUAGUAUGUUGCUUUGGAGCUGCUCAACAUGCUUUCAUACCCUCUGGGAGGCCAGCCAACAGACUUAUUGACCAUGAGAUCCACGAAAGCAUGAAAGGUGCAUUGUGGGCCCCAAACAAGUUUAUAAGGGCACCUGGUGGACCUUCAAGUAAUGUUGCAGUGGCACUUGCCAGCUUGGGUGGCCGGGUUGCGUUCAUGGGGAAGCUUGGGGAUGAUGAGUAUGGUCAAACCAUUCUAUACUAUUUGAAUGUCAACAAUGUCCAGACCCGAUCAAUUAGUAUAGACAGUAAAAAACUUACUGCUGUAUCACAUAUGAAAAUUAGUAAGCGCGGUGCAUUGAGAAUGACUUGUGUCAAGGCAUGUGCUGAGGAUUCUUUAUCAAGGUCUGAGAUCAACAUCGACGUGCUGAAAGAGGCAAAGAUGUUCUACUUCAAUUCAUCAUCCCUGCUUGACCAAGACAUGAGAUCAACUACACUUCAAGCCAUCAAGAUCUCCAAGAAAUUGGGUGGGGUCAUCUUCUUUGAUCUAAAUCUUCCCUUGCCACUUUGGCAGUCAGGUGAGGAAAGCAAGAAGUUCAUUCAGCAAGCAUGGAAUCUUGCCGACAUUAUUGAGGUUACCAAGCAGGAACUGGAAUUUCUUUGUGGGAUCAAGCCCUCUGAGAACUUUGAUACCACAGACAAUGCUAAGUCUAAGUUUCUCCAUUACAAACCAGAAGUAGUUGCAUCACUUUGGCAUGAAAAUCUCAAGGUUCUGUUUGUGACCAAUGGGAGUUCUAAGAUACACUACUAUACAGAGAAGGAUAAUGGCGCAGUCCUUGGAAUGGAGGAUGCACCAAUUACUCCCUUCACUUGUGACAUGUCAGCAUCGGGUGAUGGGAUUGUUGCAGCUCUCUUGAGAAUGUUGACAGUCCAGCCACACCUCAUCACUGACAAAGGGUACCUAGAGCACACAAUCAAGUAUGCCAUUGAUUGUGGGGUCAUAGACCAAUGGAAGCUUAGCCGUACAUGUGGCUUCCCUCCUCAAGAAGAGAUGGAAGAAGAAAUGGAAGAAGAAGGGGUGUCUGAUCCUGAUGGCGUGAGAUCGAUAACAAAAAUGGAAUACCGCUCAUUGAAUCCUGUAAGUUGAUAGUGAUGUUCAUCUGAGUUCAGGUUCUCUUCUUGUUGUAGUAUAGGCUUCACAGGCUGGGAGCUUUGAAUCCCCUGUAAAGAAAAGUGAGUACCUUCAGUCCUUUUUCAUCUAAUAGUCCAUUGUAGAACUGCAAUUUUGGACUGUAUGAAUAGUUGUAUUGAUAAUCAAA